Molecule: messenger RNA, 2324 nt
Organism: Zingiber officinale
Lineage: Eukaryota; Viridiplantae; Streptophyta; Magnoliopsida; Zingiberales; Zingiberaceae
Product: jasmonoyl--L-amino acid synthetase GH3.5-like
Exons: 5
Coding region: 310-2058 (582 amino acids)
Cellular component (GO): cytoplasm
Molecular function (GO): acid-amino acid ligase activity
Source: RefSeq, a predicted model, not a curated record
GUUUUUAUUUUUGGUCCAAGAGACCUGAUCUCCUGUUUUCCCCUGACCUCAUUAAUGUCGACGUGUGCACCUCUGCCAUGGUCGUCCACCUUAGCCACUGUCGACCACCCCCAUCAUUUCACCACUAGAUUGCCACGGCGUGGGGGAAAAAAAAACUAGUGGCCUUUUGGGCUGUGGGAUACUGGGAUCUGCCGCCUGAUCGAUCCUCUUAGUUCGCGUUGCUUCGGCGUUCCUCUGCGUGGUUAUUGCUGGAGAGGAGCGAGGGCAAAAGGGGACCCAAAGGAGACUUUGCUGAUAUUGGAAGAUAAGAUGAGACUUUUCAGCCUUGAGAGUGUGAUAGACGAAUUUGAAGAGCUGACGAAGGAUGCUGGCGGGCACCAGCGCGAGACUCUACGAAAAAUACUCGAACAGAAUGGUGAAGCUGAGUACUUGCAGAAACUUGGCCUUGGAGGAAGAACUGACCCUGAGAGCUUCAAGGCUCGUGUCCCUCUGGUCACCCACAGCGAUCUAGACCCUUAUAUUCAGAGGAUAGCCAAUGGGGAGACUUCUCCCAUUCUCACCGGGAAGCCUAUAAGUUCCAUUUCACUCAGUUCUGGUACAACACAAGGGAAGCCCAAGUUUUUGCCAUUCAAUGAUGAGUUAGUUCAGUCCACAAUGCAGAUAUAUCGAACUUCGUUUGCAUUCCGGAACAGAGAAUAUCCCAUCGGCAAUGGGAAAGCUCUGCAGUUCAUCUAUAGCAGCAAAGAGGUGAAAACUAAAGGUGGCCUCAUUGCCACCACAGCCACCACCAAUGUGUACCGAACUGAGCAGUUCAAGCGAACGAUGAAGGAUAUCCAAUCUCAAUGUUGCAGUCCCGACGAAGUCAUCUUUGGUUCCGACUUCCAGCAGUCCUUGUACUGCCACCUCCUAUGCGGGUUGAUCUACUCCGAGGAAGUGCAGUUUGUCUUCUCCACCUUUGCACAUAGCAUAGUCCAUGCGUUCCGGAAACUUGAGCAGGUGUGGGAGGAACUUUGUGAAGAUAUUCGAAGCGGAGUUCUAUCGAGCAGAAUCAGUGUUCCUUCAAUGCGUGCUGCUGUUUCUAAGCUCUUGAGUCCAAAUCCCGACCUGGCAGAUUCUAUCUCCAACAAAUGUAUGCGACUGAGCAAUUGGUACGGUGUCAUCCCGGAGCUUUGGCCUAACGCCAAGUAUGUCUAUGGCAUCAUGACGGGAUCCAUGGAGCCCUACUUGAAGAAGUUAAAGCACUAUGCCGGAAGCCUUCCCCUCAUGAGCGCUGACUAUGGCUCCUCGGAAAGUUGGAUUGGAGCUAAUGUGAAUCCUAGUUUACCUCCUGAGCUGACGACGUUCGCCGUGCUCCCUAAUAUUGCCUACUUUGAAUUCAUCCCUUUGGAGAAACAUGUAGGGCAGGAGAUGGACAACAGUCCCUCCACCAUUCACUACAUAGAAGGUGAACCAAUUGGUCUGACUGAAGUUGAAGUUGGCAAAGAGUAUGAAAUUAUCUUUACUAAUUUUGCAGGUCUCUACCGGUACAGGUUAGGAGAUGUUGUAAGGGUAGCUGGCUUUCACAACACCACACCAGAGCUCCAAUUCGUGUGCAGAAGAAGCCUUGUGCUGAGCAUCAACAUCGACAAGAACACCGAGAAAGAUCUGCAAUUGGCAGUUGAAGAAGCAGCCAAGCUGUUGGCCGAGGAAAAGCUUGAGAUCGUGGACUUCACAAGCUACGUCGAUACGUCCAAUGAGCCUGGUCACUACGUGAUCUUUUGGGAGUUAUGCUCCGAUGCGGCUGACGACGUCCUUCGCUGCUGCUGCAAUUGUUUAGACACGUCCUUCGUAGAUGCUGGCUAUGUUUCUUCACGUAAAGUAGGCGCGAUCGGACCGCUCGAGCUCCGCAUUGUGCACAAGGGAACGUUCCACGAUAUCUUGGAUCAUUACCUUGAGCUCGGGGGCGCAAUGAACCAGUUAAAGACCCCUCGAUAUGUCAGCCAAUCGAACAUCAAGGUGUUGCAGAUUCUCAACAUGAAUGUCACGGCGUGUUACUUCAGCACUGCGUAUGGCAUGUGAAAUUGGGCAUUAAGUACUACUUUCGCAUGCAUUCCUUGUAGCUUUACCUUCAACUUUGCUUCUAUGUAAAUCAUAUUUCUCAAGUCGAGCAUAAGAACGUCAAGUAGCUCUAAGAAUUGUUCUCUCACAAGUCAAUUCCGACUUUGGAGUUGGGAUAUUGAUAAUAGGUUGCGAUUUGUAUAUUGUAAUAAUAAAUUUACCCGACCUCAAAUAUCGUGAUUUGUUACUUAAUAAGCAUAUCAAUUCUCCACCUUUAAAACAUCUAA